CGCCGCCGCCGUCGCUGAACUGGAAGGGAAGGUGCGGCAGCAUCAAACCGAAACCUGAAACUGAAAUUGAGCGAAAGACAACAAGAACAACAACAACCACAGCAAAGACGACAACGACGCGUCCUUGAGCUCAUAAUUAAAACACCUGUUCAAGAGCAACAACUUCGGGAAGAGAAUUUCACAAAUAUCAACAACAACAGCAAAGGAAGAUGAACAAUUUCACAACAACAACGGCCACAGUGCCUAAAAAGGACGCACUGCCUCGAUCGGGACAUGUUAAUGAGGUUUGCAAGGAAUGGCUCGUGCGUGAGGACGGCGCCCUGGCCUACAAGCUGCAGUCCCAGGAGAUUAACGACUUUUAUAAGGGCAAUCGGUACAGGAAUGCGACGGUGCGCGAAGAUUUCCCCACGGCUCUGCACGAGCAAAUUAAGGAAACGGAACAGGCCCAGCGGCAGGUGGAGGCCUACCGACGACGCCUCACAGAACAGGAGGAGCAUGACAAACGUGUGGCCAAAGAAAUUGCCGAUAAGCUUGAACGCGAUCUGCAGGAACAGCAGCAAAAGGAGCUGCAGCAGAGCGAGCUAAUUGCACAGAAAAUGCAGGAAAUCUAUGUGAAUCUGCCGCCGGUGCCGCCGCCAGCAACACGCGACAAGAGCCGUCCGCCGCCGCGACCAGCCAAAGCAAGUAUACUGCAGCAACAGCUGCAACUGCAACACGAAUCGAAUAGCAGAGUUGAGCCCAGCACCUCACAGCAAGCUAGAUAUCUCAGUCAGCAGCCGCUGCAGCUGCAGCAGCAACACUUUUCACAAACAGACAACUAUGUAGGAUUAUCGCUUAUACCAAAUAUUGUUGAUAUGCCAGCAGCAGCAACAGCAGCAACUAGCACACCCACUAAGCAAAAAACACAACCACAACACAAUCAGCUGUUGGUGAGUGAUGCUGAGCACGCGCCAACAACAAUCGCACCGCAGCAACAAGCACGUCACCAUCAUGCACAUCAGCAACAUCAAUCAGCACGUCGCCUUGCACCAACAACACCAACAUCUACAUCUAUAUCGCACAGCCUUACAUCUCAGCACACACCCACACACAGCAUCAAUCAUCAGGCAGCUGACAUAGACGAGCUGGUGGACUAUGCCGAUGUUGCUGACAGCAUACGCGGCCUGUCAGCAACAGCAGUCGCUGCAGCCGCUGCAGCGGCAACUGUUGUCGACGCAGUCAUGCCCCAGCGUUCGGCCUCACACGAAAACUUACUGCGUACCGAACCGAAAUUUCAGAAACUAUCUCCGGAGAAAUACGAUCAGAUGGUGGGCAACUUUGCGCUGGGCAACGCCAAAGCCGUCGAGCGGCACAUGCAGCAGCACGCGGACGACAUUGAGCUCUAUGUGGAUCCCUGCGACUAUGCGAGCCUGCGUGACAUUGGACUACCGCCCGAGGAGCUGCACGAGCUGAGCAAGAAGCUCAAGCAGGAGCAGAAGGACGAGGUGAGCUUACAUCUAUGUCAUAUACUCUUUCUAUUGCUAAUGUUGUUGGCUUUCUUGCAGCUGCUGGCGCGUCGCCUGCAGGCCAUUGAGAGCAAGGAUAGCGUGCGUCAGGAGCAACGCGAUCGCAUGCUGGCCAUUGAGGCACAGGACAAAGAACUCGCCAAGAUGCUGCAGGAGCGCGAAAAAGCCAAAGUGAAGCGCGCCAAGGAGAAGGCGCGCCUGCGCAAGUCGCAGCAAAAGGAAGCAGGAGCAGUAGCUGGCGCUGGUGUUGCUGCCAAUGGGGUAAACAGUUUGCUCUGCGGCACAAAUGGCUCGCAUUGCGGGCCGCUGCUGGCUCUGCCGCAGGACUGUAUGUCUGCGUCACAAAUGUCAAACGAUAUCGACGUGGAAGCCUAUUCAAAUCCCAUUGAUGUGCUCAACAGCAGCCGAGCAGCAGUUGAGCAGCGCCAGCCUAAUGGCACACUGACCAAUGGCAGUCUGACCAGAGACAGCAGCUCCGCGCACGGCUCCAUGCAGCGGCAACAGCGACAGGCGGCCGCAGCUGCCAGCAGCCUGACACGCGGCGAUGAUGACAUCUAUACCCUGCCCGUGGACAGCUGUCGACCUGGGCAACCGCGACCCAUCUCUUUGCAUUUGACUGCAGAUGCCGUGCAGCAGCAUAAUUCCAUGACGCGCUCGGAGCACUAUGGCUCAGAGGCGGGCUCUCAUGACAGCACGCUGUCCAGCGGUCACGAUGUCUCGCCGCAUCUCAAGUACUCCAAGUCCGGCAACUUUGAUCAAAGCGUCAGCCCUACGCCGCCUUACAUGCCAAUUCAAGGUACACGACGAUCAAAUUCAAGUGAAGAUCGUAAAAAGAAAUCCAAGGACAACAAGUGCACGCAUCAGUGAAGCCGCCCUGCGUUCAUAGCAUAUAGACGAUCUUUACUAUAUCUACUUAUUCGUACAUCGCUCCCUCUCUCUUUCACACUUAUUAUAAACGACAAUGAAAUUGUUUAGCUCACAUCAACUUUCAUCAUAUUCACAACUUCAACUAGUUUAGCUCGUAGUUCUUAGAUAAGCUUUAUUUGAAUCCUUUGUUGUGUGUAUCGCAUCUGUUAACAGACAACUCAGCUUUGGGUUUACAAUAAAUGUUUGUUAAUAAGCAUAAGGAUGUUAUUUGUGUUUCUUUUGUUGGAUUUGUGGGUGAACAAUAUUUGGUCUAAGAAAAAGAUAGUAGAUGCGUAUACUAAUAUUUAAUUAUAUGUUUGCCUUAAGUUUUUAGUUGAAUUAUUACGUUAUUCUAUUACGUUAUAACUAUGUAUUGGAAUUUAAUUGACGAUUGACUUCCAUGAAGAGUCGAUAGAAGUCCAGUUGAUCGCA
Molecule: messenger RNA, 2843 nt
Organism: Drosophila hydei
Lineage: Eukaryota; Metazoa; Arthropoda; Insecta; Diptera; Drosophilidae
Product: GATA zinc finger domain-containing protein 10
Exons: 8
Coding region: 210-2372 (720 amino acids)
Source: RefSeq, a predicted model, not a curated record